Molecule: messenger RNA, 5977 nt
Organism: Anas platyrhynchos (mallard)
Lineage: Eukaryota; Metazoa; Chordata; Aves; Anseriformes; Anatidae
Gene: RXRA
Product: retinoid X receptor alpha
Biological process (GO): regulation of DNA-templated transcription
Cellular component (GO): nucleus
Molecular function (GO): zinc ion binding; nuclear steroid receptor activity; sequence-specific DNA binding
Source: RefSeq, a predicted model, not a curated record
CGGCGCUCGCUCCCCCCUGCGCGGGCCCCGGCUCGGAGCCGAGCUGUGCUGAGCCGAUCCGAGCCGUUCCGUGCCGAGCUGAUCCGAGCCGUGCCGAGCCGUGCCGCGGAGUUACAUUGUUGGGACUUUGCACCAAACUCGCUUCGCCGCCGCCUCGUCUGCGCGCCCUGCCUCCGGCGCGGGGCUGGAGCCUUCCUCCUCCUCUUCCCCCUCCUCCUCCUCCUCCUCCCUUGGGUGUUUUUUUUCUUUUUUUUUUUUUCCUCUUUUUUUUUUUUUUUCCUCCCUCCUCUCCCCUCCCUCCCUUCCCCCUUUCGCUUUGAUUUCGCUCCCCGCCCCUGCGCUGUGUGUUUUCCACCAAGCCCCUUGGCAUGAGUUAGGCACCAGCGAUGGACACCAAACACUUCCUGCCGCUGGAUUUCUCAAACCAAGUCAAUUCCACGUCCCUGAACUCCCCCACCAGCCGGGGCCCCAUGGCCACCCCCUCCCUCCACCCGUCCAUCGGGCCGGGCAUCGGCUCCUCACUGGGCUCCCCGGGUCAGCUCCACUCGCCCAUCAGCACCCUGAGCUCGCCCAUCAACGGCAUGGGGCCCCCCUUCUCCGUCAUCAGCUCCCCCAUGGGCCCGCACUCGAUGUCCGUCCCCUCCACGCCCAGCCUGGGAUUCGGUACCAGCAGCCCGCAGCUCAACUCGCCCAUGAACCCCGUCAGCAGCUCCGAAGACAUCAAGCCCCCCCUGGGGCUCAACGGGGUCCUCAAAGUGCCAGCACAUCCCUCAGGAACGAUGGCCUCCUUCACCAAGCACAUAUGUGCCAUCUGCGGGGACAGGUCUUCAGGUAAACAUUACGGGGUGUACAGCUGCGAGGGCUGCAAAGGCUUCUUCAAGCGCACGGUGCGGAAGGACCUGACCUACACGUGCCGCGACAACAAGGACUGCCUGAUCGACAAACGCCAGCGCAACCGCUGCCAGUACUGCCGCUACCAGAAGUGUCUUGCCAUGGGGAUGAAGCGAGAAGCUGUCCAGGAGGAGAGGCAGCGGGGGAAAGACCGCAACGAGAACGAGGUGGAGUCCACAAGUAGCGCCAACGAGGACAUGCCCGUGGAAAAGAUCUUGGAAGCUGAACUCGCCGUGGAGCCCAAGACAGAGACGUACAUUGAAGCGAACAUGGGCUUGACGCCGAGCUCGCCCAAUGACCCGGUGACGAACAUAUGCCAGGCAGCCGACAAGCAGCUCUUCACCCUGGUGGAGUGGGCCAAGAGGAUCCCUCACUUCUCCGAGCUGCCCCUGGACGACCAGGUCAUCCUGCUCCGAGCAGGGUGGAAUGAGCUCCUAAUCGCCUCCUUCUCCCACCGCUCCAUAGCCGUGAAAGACGGGAUCCUCUUAGCCACCGGGCUCCACGUGCACCGGAACAGCGCGCACAGUGCUGGCGUCGGGGCCAUCUUUGACAGAGUACUGACAGAACUCGUGUCAAAAAUGCGAGACAUGCAGAUGGACAAGACAGAGCUCGGCUGCCUGCGAGCCAUUGUCCUCUUCAACCCCGACUCGAAAGGUCUCUCCAACCCGGCCGAAGUCGAGGCGUUACGGGAGAAGGUGUACGCAUCGCUAGAGGCGUACUGCAAGCACAAAUACCCCGACCAGCCCGGGAGGUUCGCCAAGCUCCUGCUCCGGCUCCCUGCCCUCCGGUCCAUCGGCCUGAAAUGCCUGGAGCACCUCUUCUUCUUCAAGCUAAUAGGCGACACGCCGAUCGACACCUUCUUGAUGGAAAUGCUGGAAGCGCCCCAUCAAAUGACUUAGAGAACUGCUGCUGGGUCAGUCCCUCGCCCGGCCGGGGCCUCGCGGGGCUCCGUCCUCUGCUUUCUCCUCCUCCAACCCCAGCCCCUUCCCCUCCUGCCCUCCCCGAUGCUGGAGGCACCGUCCGAGCUUCUCCGCGCGCUCCCCGGGGCCACCCCCCCGACGUCCUCGCCGCCUCGCCACGUUGACCCUUGUCCGUUUGCUGUCACUGCUGCGUCUAAAGACCUGAUCCGCUGUUGCCCUGCGGUAGAUGUAGAGAAGUGGGGGACGGAGAGCUUUGCGCCGGCCGCCGCGGCGCCCCGUGCCACGGGAGCUGGCGACGGUGCCGGCCGGCCGCGGUGGCCCUUUUGGGCAGCGGGGGUUUUGAAUGAGCUGAGGGAGUGGUUCGGCUCACCGGAUUGCAGCUGGCUAUUUUCAGAGGAUGGAGGUUGGUUGUUUUUUUUUUUUUUUGAAAAAGAAAAAAAAAAAAAAAAGAAAAAAAAGAAUUCUAUUUUUGGUUUCUAACUGUUAUUAGUAGUCUCGGUAGUUACUUCGCGCAGGGAGAGGCGGCCCUUACCGUGCCCCGUCAGUGAGUCACCCGUGGCUGCGCAGAGCCUUCUCCUUUCACUUCAAAGCAGAGGAUUUGGGAUUGAGCUAAAUCCCCCCUCCAAACACCCGGUGGCCACCCCAGGGCCCCAGACACCACUGCUCUCAGGCCAGAGCUGCCCACAGACACGAGCACAGGUCCGGAGCGCUUGCUUUAAGGCUGUUUGGGACACGGCAUCGCCCUUGCUGGGGUCCUGCCAAGACCCCUGCCCUCCCAACUGCCCCCAGCAUCCCAGCAUGGCCCUGCUCACCAGGCACCAUCCUGCAGGACCCCUGCUCAAUUUAAGGGCUGUUGUGUUGGAGCAGCAGGGGCCGGUGCCCUGGCAGUGCUCCCUGUUUGGUGUUUUGGUCCUGCCCUGCUCCAGGUUGGUUUUGGGUUUCUGGCUGCUGGGGUGAGCUCAACAAAGCACCCACCACCCUGACUGCGCCCUCACGGGGGUUUGGGCUCAUCCAAGAGCUUGUUGAUUCAGCAGCCGUGGUGCAAAACACUGCAGGGCAACAAUUAGUGGGAGCGUUUGGUAAUUGUGGAUGUUAAUUAGCGGUGAAGCAGGAAUGGGGCUCCCCCUCCCCACAUCUCCCCAUUUGGGCAGCGACGUGGGGCUGGGAGGUCCUGGCUGGAGGGGGAUGCCCGGCAGGGACAGGAGGUCAGCCCGGAGUGCCCGUCCCCAACACCUCACCUUUCACUUUAAUCAGGUGUCCCCAGAUCCUGCCUGAGCAAACGGGUUAAAAAAACAGAGCAGAACGAGCUGGGAAGGCUCCUGGGGAGGAUUUCCCCCCCCUGCAGCCGGACAGGACGGUCCUGAGCACAUCCCAGGGCGCUGAGAGCCAAGGAUGAGGUGCCUGCGGUUGGCUCCAGGCCACUUUCACGUCUGCUGUGCCCCAAAGCAACAGAGCAUUAGGUCCCAAAGAGAGGUGGCUCUCCGUUCCUCCCCGGGGGCUGUAGCUGCCCCCUCAAACAGCCGCUUUGUGCCUGCAGGGGGACGGAGCAGCCCCCGCCUCUGCUUUGGAGAGGACACAGUUGUCACCAGCCUGGCGGCUCCAUCCCCUGCAGUUAAUAAGGCCAUCUCCUCGCCGGGUAAAUACUCAGGAUUUCAGGUCGUAACUUUGCCUUAGGCUGGCCUGAAGUGGCGAAUCCGCAGAGGCGGGGAAGGAGAAGCGUUUUGGCUCUGGUUCUCCAGCAGCCUGCAUGCCGCCGAAAAUAUUAUUAAACAGCUUCACCCUGGAAGAAUUUGCCAAGAAAACUAGGCGAGAGCAACGAAAUCCAGCGAGGGUGCCAGUAAACACGAGCAGGCUGCUCCUUGCCAGCACAGCGCUCGCGCACGCCCGCGCGCGGUGGCCAGGGACUGGCAGCACCCGGGGGGCUCGGUUGGAGCCGGACGGUCCCCGGGGUGAGGAAGCUUUGUGGAAGAGUCUCUCGACCUUGCACUAUGAUAAACCCGAGCUGUCGUUCGUCUCCCUUGGGUAGAACCACUUGAUGUUUUUUUGUUUGUUUGUUUUUUUGCUCGGUGAGUUUUUGGAAGGCGGUCCGUGAGCAGGUACCCCCAGCCCACCCCAGCCCCUCCUGCUUUUAACUCAAUAUCACUUAAAACGCCGUGAGCAGCGGGGUGUCCUCAGCAAAAAGCGUGGUGCAAAGGGGAAGGCUCUGCCAGCAAGGGGCUCUCGGUCAGGAUGUGUGUCUCUGUGCCUCAGUUUCCCUGCCGGGGCGGUGCAUUGCCGUGAUAUGUGCCCCCCACCCAUGGAGGAGGGUUUUGGGGAAGGGCUGAGCACCAGCCUGGACCUCGUGCUUUCGGCAAGUAGUCGAGGGAGCUCCCACAUUGCUGUAAAUCCGCAUGGCUGCUGCUUUUAGUAGAGCUCCUCCGAUCCACACCAGCAGCUUUCGGGGUGCUCAGCAGGUCCUGAACACGACCACGGGUGCUCAGCCCCCUCCCCGAGCACGACCCCUGCCCACCCGCCCAGGGUCACUGGUGCAGCCGUCCCCAGCAGGAGGAAAAGCUUCUGUGCGUCCCCUGACAUCUGCCACAGCAGCCUUAAAGCAACGUGCUUGUGCAUGAGUUUGAGUCUUUCAUUUGUAUCCUUUUUCACUUUUUUUGGCUUUUUAUUUUAUUUUUUUUUUCUUCCUCACCAUAAUAUCUAUAAAUAUAUUACACGCUUGUUUGAAGAGGUGAUACGUGGGUAAAAGAAAAAAAAAAAAAGGCACAUUAUUCGCUAGAGAGGUAGGACUUUCAUUUAACCAGAUCUUAGUACUCCCGCAAAAAUCUGGUUUGAUUAGGGUGAUCUAUUUUUUUCAAUUUUAUUUUUUAUGGUUUAAAUUUCCUUUUUUGUUGGUGGGACAAUCUUUAAUUUUCUAAAGAUAGCACAACCAUCAGCUUUUCAGCCACCCCGGGCCGUUCCUCGCUGCCUUCUCGUGCGCCGCCGCGGGUCCCACCUGAGCCAUGGGCACGUUUCAGCUCCCCCCCUGCACGACCGUGGCUCAAGAGCUGAUGCUGUCCCCAUCAGUGACUAGCGUGCAUGAUCUGUUUUAAGUUGAUACAUAUGUGCGUGUGUAUACAUGUAUGUACUGUAGAUAUAUACACUGUAUAAAUAUCCUCACUCACAUAUACAUAUAUUAUAACCGUAGCAAUUACAGACUUUUUGUUUUAAGUCAAUUCUUUUUUUCCUGUUUUUUUUUUUUUUCCUCUCGUAUGUUUUUUUUUUGCUUCAUGUCAGCGAGUACAUUGUAUCUGAAGCCCUUUCCGAAUUGGCGUACGCCAAAUCUGGAUCUUUAUGACUCGAGACAAAGGAAAUGCAUCUAUUUUAAGAUGCCCUUUUUUGUUGUUUGUUCUUUUUUUUUUUUUUUUCUUUCUUUUGAGCAGCAGGUGGUUUUGAGUAAAAAAAAUAGCUUUAGCAAUUCCCAAUACUUAGUGAUGGAUGCCUUGGCUAUGGGUUGCAUAGCUAAAAAAAAAUAAAAAUAAAAUACAUUUAAAAUUUAGAAUGACAAAAAAAAAAGAGAAAAGAUAAGGAAAAAAUAUCUAAAGCAUCAAUAAAGUUAAAAAUCUAUUUUUGUACAAAUGUAAUUUUAUCCCUUGCAUAUUCUUGGAUAUUUUUUUUUCUGGAUUGUUUUGUUUCUUCUACAGAGAUUGUUAUAAACGCUCUCUCUAUUUUUCUCUCUCUCUCUCUCUUCCUCUCUGUAAAUGUUCAGCCGCAGGGACAGGGAUCUGGAGAAGAGGGAGAAACUUCUGACUGUGUUUUAAAGGCUUUAUAUGAAAUCUCUUUUGAAAUAAUUUUUUUGAAUGAACUUUUUAUUUUUUUCCCCCACUUCCAAAAUCUUUUUCGGGGAGGGGGGGGAGGGCGGGGGAGGGCAGGGCGGGCUGGUCUGGGGGUGUCUUUUGUCACGUAUAUCCGGCGUUCCCGCAGGUCUGUUUUACUGUGAAAUCACUACCGUAUAUUAUUAUUCACUUAAAAAAAAUGAAAAGAAAAAAAAAAAAAGAGUUGCUGCUGGAAACGCCAGUAUUUUGAUGAACAAUUGUAUUAGAAUUGUGGAAAAAAAAGAAAAAAAAAAAAAGAAAAAAAGAAAAAGAAAAAAGAGAAAAAAAAAUAAGAAAAUAUAUGAGCAUUUUAAAAUAUAA